This is a messenger RNA of Tuber aestivum (summer truffle), 2535 nucleotides long. Lineage: Eukaryota; Fungi; Ascomycota; Pezizomycetes; Pezizales; Tuberaceae. The record is from the annotation of a GenBank genome assembly.
UCCUCUUGUCUGGACCAGAAGAGAGGGGAAGAGAGAGCUUGUUGGCUUUCACUGUGACUACCACUACUAUUGCUGUUAUACUGUCAUACCUUUGGAAUUUCCGGAGGGUCAUCGCUGCUCAUUCGUGCGAGUUGUUUUCGUGGAAUGUUUGCCAGAAUGUCUCUUUUGAACCCGAUUCACAGUCAUACGAUUCCAUUUUGUGAGAUUAGGUACGAGGGCCUCCUUCUCCCUCUGCAAUUGCGGCCUCUAGUUUGCCUCUACGGAGGGCGGUGCUUAUUUCUGUUGUGUAGACUGAAUGACGACAUUGCCUUGUUCAGGGGAACUCCAGAGGAAUCUGCUGGCGUGAUGCUGAGUGGAACACUCGUUUUCUCCGUUAAAGAGCCAGUCCCCGUUCGGUCAAUCUCUUUGUCGCUGGUGGGCUGGAGAAGGCUGCAGUAAGUCCUUCCCUCCCGCUUGAAACAAGGCCCGAGCCGGGGACGAGGCAUAGUUAUGAUAGUGAAAAAGGCUUGGACGCUGAUGCUCCGGAUUCCCUUCCGCAUUGUUGUACAAAGUUGGCAGGAAAGGACUUCCACAGGUUCUAUCGGCAUUCCUUUCAGGUCGGUUAAAAGCGAGAGCGUAGUGUUCGAGAAGAAGUGGGAUUUCUUGGGGUUUUCUCACAGCAACCCUGUGACGCUGGGCCCGGACAAUUAUGAGUGCAGCUUUAGCACUGUCCUGCCCGGUGGUUAGUUUGUUCCUCCUCCUACCAAUUUACUCGUGUGGCGGCAGGGCGUCUCCGAAUUUUGCUCUUCGUUUGUGAAUUUGUGCGCUGACACUUGCGCCGGCGGAGCCUAGAUCUCCCCGAGUCGAUCGUGGGGCUGGAGCACGCUCAGGUAUUCUAUCGGCUAAAAGCAGUGAUUGAGAGGCCCCUGUUUGCGCAGAAUAUCACUGCGAAGAAGGUGAGUCAGCCGAACGUUUGUGGAGUGUGCGGGUUUAUUGGUAUUUGUGAAAUAUGUGGGGCUAGGGCUGACUGGAUUUCCCGGCCCGGAUAGCAUUUAAGGGUGGUCUGGACUUUGGGUCCUAGUGCGUUGGAGCUAUCACAGACUGCGGUGGGUUUGGCGUGUUGCCGGUCACAUCCCCCAGGGUUCUUUUUCCUAACAUGCAUACCCUUGUAGUCCGUGGAGAAGAUUUGGCCCGACAAGGUGGAAUAUUCGAUUAGUACUCCCAGCAAGGCUGUUAUUUUUGGAUCAUCCAUUCCUAUCGAUAUUACACUUGUGCCUCUGCUUAAGGGACUUACUGUAGAGAAGGUUAUUUGCGACUUUAAGGAAUUGCAUAACUUUAGCCACCCCGAGAGGGGCACUACCAAGAACGAUACCAGGCACAUUUUGCAGCAGACUUUUGAGAAUUGGGGGAUUGAGGUGGAGGAUGAUGAUGAGGAUUUCGGAAGUUGGAGGCUGCAGGGCAGCGUCGAUCUGCCAAAGAGCUUGGUUAGAUGCGUUCAGGAUUGCGAAGGUGACUUCAUCGAAGUUAGACAUAGGUGAGUAUUCACGACGGAUCUAUGGGCGGCGCCGGAACUACUGUUAACCGAAACCUCAGACUCAGAUUCGUGGUCAAGCUUCGCAACCCCGAUGGGCACGCCUCUGAGGUGGGUUUGACUGAAUGUUAAGAUUUGUUUUCAAUCGCUGACGUAUAAUCACAGAUACAUACAUCCCUUCCCGUACAACUAUUCAUAUCUCCAAAUCUACUGAUGGACGAAGACAAUGUCAUUCAUCGGACCGCCUCAUCAAGGGACCUCGCCCUGCCUCAAAGCCAAGCGCCUCCGCGUUAUGACGAACAUUACCUGGAUCAACUAUAUGACGGCCUACCCCAGGACCACUACGGAACCCCGAUGCAGACUCCACUCCCUUCUCGCCCACACUCGCCCAACCUCUUGCAGCAGAACUCCUCCGAGAAUCUUGCCCCAUUUCCGCCAAGUGGUUCAGGAAGGUCCGUUUCUUCCAUGCCGCCAAGGACACCCAGCCACGGGGGUACCGGAGGCGCUAGUGCCCCGCUAGCACCCCCGACUUCGCCAGCCGGGGUCACGGGAGAAGGAGAAGCAGCACAGUUGGGCCGACACGGCAGUGGGGACUACUUUUCGAGGCCGGCGGGAUUAGGUGGACACGCUACGCACUAUAGUGGGCCUAGGAUGAGAGCGCACUCGUCGGAUAAUCUGCCGGGGGGUGAGUUGGAUCUCAACACAAUAUCGAGAGUCCCGUCGUAUAGCGCUGCGGUUCGUUCGGGAACAGGGAAUUUGAGUUCUGCUUCAAGCCUACCUACCUACGAUGAUAGACUCCGCAGCGCACCUGGCAGCCCAGCCGGUCGCCCCCUGAGCAGUCAGCCCCGCGAGUCCUUCCAUGACACCUUGCGUGCACUCCGGUAGAGACGGAAGCGAUAGGCAGAGGUCGGGGAGAGAUCACCGCAGACGCCACACCGGUGGAGCUACUGAUUCUGACAGUGGCGGAGGGCGCUCUUUCAUCACAGGCUGAGAGAAGGCUGAGGAGAUUUUGGCUUAGGGGACGG